GGUUGGCUGUAUAAGCAAGUGGUGAGCAGAGACAUAAUUCUAGUCACCACCUGUCCGCGCACAAGCCACAGCCAGUUUCUAUUGGAUUAGUUUGUGACCAACAAAAUGCCCCACAAAAUCCAAAUGACGAGUGAUCAGCUGCGUGACCUAAUUGAAGGGAUUCGCACAGCUGUCAUUAGCGCCGCUGGAUAUGAAGUUGUCGAUGGCUCAGAUUCCACAAUGCAGGGCAGCUUCAUCAAUUGCUUUCAUAGAUUUGGCGGUGCUCGCGACCACCUCGAGGUCGAGGAAUUCAUCAAGAAUAUAGUAACCUAUAAGGAAGUGGAAAACAUAAGUGAUGAGAAAGCAUUGAAGGGCAUAUCGUUGCUGUUCUUCGCCAUUGCCUCCACCUGGUGGAAGGGCGUGCGCAAAGAAGCAAAGACCUGGGAGGAUGCCAUCCGACUCAUCCGCGACCACUUCUCGCCAACCAAGCCCGCCUACCAGAUCUACAUAGAGUUCUUUCAGAAGAAGCAGGCAGUUGAUGAUGUAAUUGAUGAAUUUGUGCUCGAGAAACGCGCACUCCUCGCUCAGCUGCCUGAGGAUCGCCACGAUGAGGAGACUGAAUUGGAUUUCUUGUAUGGUCUGCUGAAUAUUAAGUACCGCAAGCACAUCUCCCGCCAGAGUGUCCACACAUUCAAUGAUCUGCUUGAACAAGGCCGCAUUUUUGAGCAUAAUAAUCAGGAGAAUAAACCAAAUCCACAAUCUCACAGGAGCGGAAGCAGAGGUGGAUGCAGAGGUGGAAGCAGAGGCGGAAGUAGAGGUCGCGGCACAGGCAUUGGUAGAAGCAGAGGCACACGGCUACCUCUCAAUUUGUGUGCAUUUACCUGUCGUUAG
Molecule: messenger RNA, 870 nt
Organism: Drosophila grimshawi
Lineage: Eukaryota; Metazoa; Arthropoda; Insecta; Diptera; Drosophilidae
Product: activity-regulated cytoskeleton associated protein 1-like
Exons: 2
Coding region: 106-870 (254 amino acids)
Source: RefSeq, a predicted model, not a curated record